AUGCGGUCCGAUCCUGGUGCCAUAAUCAACCAAAUUUCACUUAGGAAUGGGCAUCCAGGAGAAGGGUUGUCUCACACUUCCUUUUCCAACGAUUUGUGUCCGCGUCCACUCUCGGAUAAUAAGUUCAAGGAUCUCUCUUUUUAUGUUGUCCGGGAUGACUUGUUACACCCAGUACUGAAUGGGAACAAAGCGAGAAAGCUUGAUGCCGUCAUGCCCAUAUUGCAAGAAAAUUCUGUCACUGAUGUGGUGAGAUUACCGAUUCACUGUUUUCUGCUCUUUCUGUACGACGCUCGUAUAUCUAUUGCGAAAUUCUGUCGUAAGAUGUUUUCAAUGACAUGGCAGUCAGAUGCAAUUUUCAACCAUGGAAUCAAUGGUUGUCACUCUGACGCAACUAUCUCUGAUACCAUUCCGCAUCAGAAUUCAAAACUAUUCUCUUUUCCCAUCCUAGAGCCUCCGACGAUUACAAUAAUUUAUAGCCACGUUAUGGUACUAGGCUAGAAGUUGAGCAUCUGGGCCCUGCAGUAACAAUUAAGGUUGCUAUGCCUGCUUUAAUCUGCCUUUCCACAUAAAUGAAACCCUUGACGGUGGGUAUAUAAUGGACAAGAAUCAGCAAGAAAAUUGGCAGCUUGUGUUCUCGAGAAUCUUCCUGCGUUACCAAACUUUCCAUUUAACAAAUCAUGUGAAUCUCACAGGUCACCUGUGGUGGAUGUCAAAGUGCUCAUGCAGCUGCUGUCGGUAUGAGUUUGUUUCAUUGAUAUUAAUAUUCAUUUUUCUACAUUUAGAUUAGGUUGUUUUUAUCAACUUUUUUUGUAGAUAAGAAUGCAAAUUAUUCAGACUACUGUCGUAUUUCAUAUAGCUGUUGCUUGUUCGGAGAGAGGAAUUAGGCCACAUUUACUUUUAAGGGGAGAACAGCCUGAAAUCUCAACUGGCUACAAUUUGAUAUCCAUGUUGUAUGGUGAUAUCACCUAUAUCCCAAGAUCAGAGUAUGCAAAGAGAGAUGAGAUGCUUAGCAUGCACGCUAGUCUGGUGGGAGGUCAAGAUGGUUCUGUCAUUUGGUUGAAUGAUCUUUUCAAAAAAUCGAUUGAUGAUUAUGACUCUGCUGCAAGAUUUUUGGAAGCAAAAGAAUCAACAUAUACUUUUUCAAAAGUUGGACAAGAUUUAAGAAAAGUUGUGGUUAUCAGUGAAGGAUCGGGAGAUGUUGUGGGAUUGUUAGGUGAGAUUGGAAAUCCGGCAUCUUCUAUCUUUUUUGUGCCUUUCUGGUUGCAUAAGCUACUCAAAAAAUAACUACAGCUUCUGCAUGUUUUGAGAAGAUUUCUCCUUUUUAAGGCAAUUAUGUGAGCCUGGUUUACUUUUCUUCGCUUAUAUCAAUUUUUGGAAUAUUGUCUUCUUGAUAUCUACUGCUCUUCACCUUACUUUCCCUCUUGUAGGUUUUGAUCAAGCUCAUUUGUCAUGUCAAAUUAUUUUUGAAGUUAUUAUUUUUUAAAUACUAAAACUUUAAAGUAUGUGUGCAUGAUUGUUUUAUAUUAGGCAUGCCGCAUAUGUUAUUAUACUUGCUCGUAUAAUGUUGUACAUGUUAUAGGAGGACAAGGAUGAAGUUUUCUAGACAGUGGGCACUUGGUUGCACGCGUGAAAUUUUUUGAUGAUUCCAUUGUCACUUUUUUCAUCAUGUUGAGAUAUUUUUCAGCUCCGUUAUUUUGGCAUAAUGCAUGGGUAUGUGUGUAACCCCCCCCCCCCAUGUGUGUGUUUUAUUUUUAAAUGUUUACCUUAUCCAUGGCGACUCUUCAUUCCUAUGACCAUUUCCGAAGGACUGCUGUUUUGAAGACACUUUCUGAACAUUAGCUGUAAGAUUUCAGAUUUUCAAGGCAGUGGCUCUUGUGUAUUGUCACACUAGUCUCUCUAGACUAUACCCUUUUAUUUUCGGUUCUCUUGAAUAAACUUUCACCUUUUUACUGUUGCCUUCUGAUUCCCCGAACUGUUGGCUCUUUUGUCCUAUUGUGUUUGAAAAUUAUAUUGACACAGCUAUCAUUGACCAGGCCUAUCCCUAAUGCCAAAUAGUGUCCUUGCUUGACUUCAGUAAUUGUCUUUUUCAUUACUCACUAUUUUUUCUAGAUACUCUCAGUUAUUGUUUACCACUCGUUCAUUUGCUGCAUCUAAUGUCCGUACAUUGCGAAUUCCUUCUUUUUGAGUUAAUCUGAACAGUUAUUCCAGAAUUAACACGAUCAGAGUGCAUGUUGCUUACUUCUUUUUGUAGGCUUCCUGGGAGUUUUACCACAAUGUUGAAAUGGAUGACCGUUUACAUUUUGGUACCAGGGAUUGUUUAAAGAUAACUGCUUUAAGUUUCACAGUUCUGAGAUGUCUAUGUCCAUCUGUUUUUCAUCUUGUGCUUUCAUUGACUUCUUUUGAUUGUAUUUGGAGUUUUUUUCUUAUACAUGGUGAUUUCGAAGCUUCAUGAUGGAGCAUCUUUUCAUGUCCUCACUUUAGACUCAAAAAUAAAAUUUCUUAUGUAGUGCCAUUUUCCUUGUCAAAGACCGUCAAUCCUUAGGAGUGAAAUUUCUGUUACAGGUGUCAUACGACUGGUGAAAUGUCUUUCUGAGAACUAUGUAAUUGGAAAAGAAGAAAAAGUUACCAUUGUUUUAGAUGCUGGUACAGGAACAACAGCUGUGGGUCUAGCGAUUGGAGCCGUAUGUCUAGGGUAUUUUCAUGUGCUGGAUAUUUGCUUGAAAUCUUUUCAUGUUGGAGAUGUGUUUUUCUUCAUGUUACGUGGGCACAAUGUAACAUUGUUUAAUGAUUUAUGCAGUUUUGAUAAUUUGUGCUGCAAUGCUGACAGGUUACCUUGGAAAGUAGUUGCAGUGAUGCUUGCAGAGACCAUUGAAGGUUACAAAAGAAGGGAGAAGGUCUUGAUUAGUGAUUUCAAAAGGAUUUGUGAACCAAAAUAUCAGGCAUCUGCAUUAAAUGGCUUAGAUGAUGGCAUGGUUCAGUGGGUUGAUCGUAUCUAUCCAAGAAGGUAGUUACUGUUUUUUUUUUCGUUUUUUUCUCUUUAUCUCAGAUGUUCAAUAAUUGACUACGUGAAUAUUUUCUUGUUCUCACUGUAAUGUAGUAUUCAUUCGUUUUUUUUAAGCAUACCAAUAGAGGUCACACACAGUUUAGCUCCGUAUAUUCUAUACGAGAAUGGAUCCAAAAUUGCAAUCAAUAAAGUUGGGAAAAGAGUUUGAUAAAAGUUAUAUCUGGAUAUCUCCAGUUGACGAAAAUAAUGUUUGAACUAAAAGGUAUCUGUAGUUAAUCUUUUUUUAUAAAUUGAAAGAGAAUGACAUGCUGAUUGUCUUAGAAUUUUGGACGUCAGUGAUCAUAUUAAUGAUUGCUUAAUUUCUAAAGUCUGAAUCCUUCUGUUUGAAGUUGUAUUGCUUAACAAUCCCUCCGCCACAUUUUGGUUUUAGAUAGAGCAACUUAUAUUGUGGUUUUUGUCAAUUCAUUGGGACUUGCAAACCCAGACUGGUUUUCACUAAUUCAUUUAAAACUCCUAGCGGUGCUAGACAUUUCCUCCCCUGUCCUGUCUUUUGUUCAGCCACACUGCCCUGAUUGGGUUGAAGGUAAAUUGGGGCGUGAAGUUUAUUCUGAAAACUCAUUGUGUUCUUUUCUUAUCUAGAUAUGAUAAUACAUCAAAAUUUUAAAAUAAAUGUCAUAGGAUCUGCAGCGACAGGCUGUAGAAUGCCAGGUGAUGUUAGAAUAGCAGGCUGAUUGAGUGCCAUUGGCACUAAUGGUCGACUUAUUAUUAUUAUCUCAGAUUCGGUUAUAUAGUUGAAGUCCUUAUCAGUAAUUGAAUACUCACUAUAGGUUGAUGGCGCUUAGUUAAUAAUAAGGAAAAGUAAAUGCUACUAGUGUCACCUAAAACGGCCUUAGAAGUAUCUCAAAGGGUGCACAAUAAUCGUCCUCUCGCCUUACGACCACAACCCCACCCCCCCCCCCACCCCCCCCCCGCCUCCCUUCCUGCCUCAUCGGCAUCAAAAGAGUGCAUGAAAGAGAGGUUCCUGAAAUAAAAAUUAUCUACUCUAAUUUUGUUUAGAACAUUAUUCAUUAUGUGAGUUGCGUGAGUUGGACUGAGUUCAUCCAAUCCUGCUUGGUUUUUGACUUUUCUGAGCUGGAAAAGAAAGCCUGGCAUAAAUUGUUCCUAAAACACAGAUUAAAAAUGUACAUGCCUUAAAUUGAGUUGGCUCGGAAAUUCAUUUGCCGCAGAGAGAAGAUCUACCUAUCUUUCAGAUGCAAUUUGGGGGAUUGUAACUCAUGCAUCAUUUCGGGAUCUUGAGUCUCAGUUUGUGGUUGGGUGUAUGGUUUUGGCAAUCCAUGAUUGCAUGUUUAAGAAUGCUCUUCUAAUUCAGUCUUUUUAUUUUUUGUACAUUUAUUUUUGUAUGUUACUUUCGAACUUAAUGAUUCUUAUUUUUUUAGUCUGCUUUGAAUGAGAAUGAUUUCCAGGUUCGGCCGUGUUAAAAAAGGAGAAGCUGAGAUGUGCAGACAUAUUGCCAGACAAACUGGCAUUCUUUUGGAUCCUAUCUACACUUUGGCAGCUUGGGAGCAUGCUGUGUGUCUUUGCCGACCGGAAGCAGAGGAUAGGUCUAAUGUGAUUAUGCUCCACACUGGAGGGACACUAAACAUGUUUGGACUGGCCCAAAGAUACAAACCCCACUUUCAAGUUUGA
Messenger RNA from Spirodela intermedia, 4690 nucleotides. The record is from the annotation of a GenBank genome assembly. NCBI's taxonomy places the organism in Eukaryota, Viridiplantae, Streptophyta, Magnoliopsida, Alismatales, Araceae.